Molecule: messenger RNA, 1417 nt
Organism: Klebsormidium nitens
Lineage: Eukaryota; Viridiplantae; Streptophyta; Klebsormidiophyceae; Klebsormidiales; Klebsormidiaceae
Source: the annotation of a GenBank genome assembly
GCAAACGCCAAGUAAUACUAGCUCGCAAGCCGUCGGCACCAGGUCCGCAGACCUGAUGCAGGCUUUGGAAGGGGCGUCAGCUUUUGUUUGGUGGCUUGCUGCACUCGGCAUCUGGCCCACUUUGAAAUCAUACAAUGGUGGGGCAGAGCCUCUCGAUUGUGCGUCUUCAUACCCCGAUUGACUUGCAGCAUUUGCAAAGGUCUCCUGAAAAGGAACUACAUGGACUCAGUGGAAUGCGGCCAGGUGUUGCAGCUCUACUGCAGGACUGCUGCAAGCAGAGCUUGCUGGUGCUUGGAGCUACGAGGCCAAACCAUGCAAGGGGGCGCUUGUCAAGUGCCAGGCGGUUUGUAGAACAAAGGGACGUCAAUAUUGCAGGCCAUAGGGGCAGACUCAUUGCUAAUGCAGCGCUUAGGGAAGACAGUGGGGUUGCAAUGAGAAUUGGUGAGGAUAAGUCAGCAGAAUCUUCACAGAAGGGCUUCCAUCAACAAAGAUUCAAGGCUACCGAGCGACCGCAGCAACUGCAACAAGCAGAACUGGAGAUACAGAUACGAGAGCCAGUGAGUGAUGCAGAGCUACGCGCAGUUGCCUUGCUUCGAGCCCUCUCCUUCUAUGCAUAUCGGCCAGAGAGGGCCUUCGCGGGCAAGCUCCAUCAGAAGAUGAAGGCUAGUGAGGAAUAUGAGCGCCUCCUGGAGUUGAGGGAGAAUGGGAGCAAGCCGGAGCAGCAAGAGGCGUGCCUGGCGGCCUUUUGUAGGUGGGAGACUGUGCCCUUGGCGCCCGAGGAGCUGCGGGUGACAUCAGCGGACGGUGAAGACCUUGCGCUGGUUGGGUCGCUGGAUGUCUGUGCGACCAGGGCGGUGGAAGGGCAGGUGCUCAUAGGUGCGACUUUGAACGCUGCAUACCUGAGUAACGUGUGCGUCUCGGAGGCUGCUCGUCGAAGAAGCGUGGGCCGCUCCUUACUGAACGAAGCGCGCAGACGGGCACACGAGUGGGGGGUGGAUGCGCUAUAUGUGCACACGAUGGCUGUGAACGAAGUGGCGCAGCACUUCUAUUGCAAGCACGGCUUUGUGCUCGAGCGGGAGGAAACCAGCAACGAAGCACACUACCGGGGUCACUGCCUUGACGGUAUCGAGGGGAGGGGUCGGACAGUGCUGUUACGAGUUGAUCGGUCCAGUAAGUGAAAGUGAGACUUACGCGUAUAGGAUAGUCGCGACCUUGAAAAUGCCAGCGUAGGAUUUGUCUAGAACUUUCAACUUGCAGGCACCUUAAGCGAGCGUAAAUAAUGUGGUCUAGACGCCUUCUUUGUAGUCCUCAGAUCGAGCGAGAUGUCGUUGCUAUUCACUCUCAUUCUAGCUGCAGGGGGCAGCAGGCUUUUCUAGAGUCCGGUUGCAGGCAUAAAGCGCGAAAUGGUCAUGCAGGC